Messenger RNA from Harpegnathos saltator (Jerdon's jumping ant), 1491 nucleotides. It is a transcript of the gene sicily, whose product is annotated as NADH dehydrogenase (ubiquinone) complex I, assembly factor 6 homolog sicily. Lineage: Eukaryota; Metazoa; Arthropoda; Insecta; Hymenoptera; Formicidae. The record is from RefSeq and is a predicted model, not a curated record. The transcript has 4 exons. Bases 555 to 1472 code for a protein of 305 amino acids. Gene Ontology annotation, biological process: biosynthetic process.
CUGGCUUUAUAUUGUAUCACGCCCGCUCUGACACAAAAGCAGGAGGUUUCUCUCGCAUUCGCGUUUACUUUCUAUUUUGUCGGUUGUGUGGAUUCGGGAUUAAUUUUAAUACUAUUUGAACACUUUUUCUUCGGGAUGAGAAUUUUGAGAUAUAGACAAUAUCUAAUAAAAGAAUUUGUUUUUCAGUAACACUGGGAAGGAAAAAAUAUUCACAUCUUUCUGCAUCUCGAGUAUAAUUUUUCAGACAUUAGAAGAAGAGAUUAAAAACAAAGUGCACGAAGUGCAAGUUCAAAAAGCAUCAUUUCUUGCGGAUUUGGACACACAUACACAUCACACACACAUAUAUAUAUAUACAAUUAUAAUUUGGACACAUACACAUACAGACGAUAUAGGUUAUGUUUAUUGCGAAUUAAUCGAAAAUGUUCGUAUAAUGAAUUGUAACAAUUUAAUAUAUUGUUUGUGUUACAAAGAUAAAUUUUUCACUUAUUGUAUUAUUUUCAUUGAAAUAAUCGAGUAAUUAUAUAGAUUAAAUAAUUAAUGUUAUUUAAAUAACAAUGAAUAAAUUUUCGUUAUUAAUUGAACAAAAUAUACGUUUGCAACUGCGACGAAUGAGCACGACUACGAAACAAAGACAAACACCAUCUGAAUACUGUUUGCAGUUAGUUAGGAAGAGUGACUAUGAAAACUUUUUGUGUACGUUAUUACUCCCUCAUAGUAUCAGAUCUGCAGCUUUCGCAAUACGUGCAUUUAAUGUUGAAGUGGCUCAGGUAGAAGAUCAAGUGAGCGACAAUAAGAUUGGAGCUAUGCGACUGCAAUUUUGGAUUGAUUCAUUGAAUAAUAUUUAUAAUGAUCGUCCACCUAGGAGUCCAGUAGCUAUGGAAUUACACAGGAUUCUCCAACAACAUAAGUUGUCUAAGCGCUACUUCAAGCGUUUAAUUGAUGCUCGUUUAGAUAAGCUAAGUAGUUCAAUAUUUGUGGAUUUAGAGUCGCUCGAAAGAUAUUGCGACUAUACUGUAUCGUCAUUAUAUUACUUAUUGUUAGAGGCCCAAGGCACGGCGAAUAUAAACGCCGAUCAUGCGGCCAGUCACUUCGGCAAGGCACAUGGUCUAAUUACUUUGAUCCGUUCCAUACCAUAUAACGUUCACAAACGAGUUAUGGUACUACCACAAGACAUUUUACUUAAAAAUGGUGUCUCCUCUGAAUCCAUAUUUCGGAGACAACUGAAUGUUGGAUUCAAAGACGCAGUAUUUGAUGUCGCUACUUGUGCAAACCAACAUCUGCAAAUGGCAAUGUCACUAAAGAAAGUAGUAGGAAAAGAUCUCAAUAUGAUAUUUUUGCCAAGAGUUCGUAUGGAGAAUUACUUGGAAGAAUUAAGGGAAGUAGAUUUUGAUGUUUUCCAUCCUGUACUACAAAGGAGGAAAGGUUUUCUUCCAUUGCAACUAUUUUGGCAGAAGAUAUGGUUUAGUGAUUAAAAUUAAAAAUAUUUUAAAG